AUGAGAAAUGAUGAUGAAGAUGACAUCUUGCAUACAGGAAGAUUAUUGCAGCAAUAUUCAGUUGACGAAUACAUCAAAUCAGAGACACAAAGAUUGGACUUUGUUUUAUACAAUCCAGAUUUGUUUAGAAUGAGUAUAUAUCAAGGACUCCUUGACAUUUUGAGGCUAGGUGAACGAAACUCUUCCAAUGUUGGAAAACAAACAUUUUUACCAAAUUCUUUCAUAGGAGGACCCACAGAUAUGCGCCAACGUUAUAUGGAUGUCAUUGCAUUAGUGCAACAUUUUGAUUCAACAUUAGAAACUGCGGCUGAAUCAUGUUUGCCAACUCUUGAAACACUUACAGCUAAAGGUUGUUUGCAAUAUACAGUUGUUGUAAAGACCAAGAAAACUACCAAUAAUAUUAAACGACUACGCUCUGACUAUGUUGAGUUGAAGAAGAUUCCACCAUGUAAGUUUUGCAAUGCAAAAAGAUUUGAGUAUGAGCCUCCUGGAUUCUGUUCUGGAAAAGGACAUGACAAGAUUGCAUUCUGUGUACAAAAUAGCGAUACAUCCAUAGAGAUAAAUGAGGUAAAAGAGUAUCAGUCUGCUAGAUGGAUAUCACCUCCAGAGGCUGUAUGGCGUCUCUUUGGUUUUGCUAUUAGUGAAAUGUCUACUAGCGUUUAUCUUCUUCAACUACAUCUAGAAUGCCAACAAUUCGUUUCUUUUAAGAGCAAUGCAGAUAUAAAUGCAAAUGUGAACAAUCCAUGA
Molecule: messenger RNA, 747 nt
Organism: Solanum stenotomum
Lineage: Eukaryota; Viridiplantae; Streptophyta; Magnoliopsida; Solanales; Solanaceae
Exons: 4
Coding region: 1-747 (248 amino acids)
Source: RefSeq, a predicted model, not a curated record